Molecule: messenger RNA, 1098 nt
Organism: Telopea speciosissima
Lineage: Eukaryota; Viridiplantae; Streptophyta; Magnoliopsida; Proteales; Proteaceae
Exons: 4
Coding region: 1-1098 (365 amino acids)
Source: RefSeq, a predicted model, not a curated record
AUGGACACCGAGGCAAAGAUUAAGCCAUUAGAAGAACUUGAUGUUGUUAGGAAAUUUUCUGAUGUUUUUUCAAAAGAUCUGACCCAGCUACCGCCUGAUCGAGAAACAGAGUUUGCGAUCGAUUUAAUCCCUGGUGCAGCACCUGAAGCUGAUGCAAAAACUAGGUACUUGUUAGCUUUGGACUCCUAUGAAAAGCUUUGGAAGGAAAAAUCCAGAAAUAAAUGGCUUAAAGAAGGUGAUCGAAACUCUAAAUUCUUUCACCUCUCUAUUGUUAUAAGGAGGCCAAAAAAUCAAAUUAGAUGCCUUAAAAAGAGUGAUGCUACUAUUGUUUCUAACCCAGCUAGUGUGCCUGAUUUUGUGAGCAACUGUUUCGAAGACUUUCACAAGUCAAUCCCUUUGGAUGAGCACUUGGAGAUCCUUGAGGUUAUUCCCAAUGUGUUAGGUGUGGAGGAUAGGGCAAUCCUGGACCGUGUUCCGGGCCUUGAUGAAGUGAAGUCGGCGGUGUGGGAUUUUGAUCCUGAUAGUUUGCCUUGUCCUGAUAGCUUUCAUGGUGCUUUCUUUAGACGUUGUUGGGGUGUGGUGGGAAGUGAUGUUGGGAGGGCGGUUGUCAAUUUCUUCAGACAAGGUAUCAUGCUUAAAGGGAUAAACAACUGCUUUAUCUCUCUUAUUCCUAAGAUGGAGAAUGCCAUCUCCCUGGACAGGUUUCGCCCAAUUUGUAUCGGGAACUUCUUCUGCAAGAUUAUUUCAAAAGUUUUGGCAAACAGGUUAGGGGGUUCCUUCCUCGCCUUAUCUCUAAGGAGCAAGGACUAUUGGCUGGGCAGUGAAUCGAUUGUAGAUGCUUCAGGGCUUGGUGCGGAGUUCUUCUUGGAUAAAGCAACGCUGGUCCCAGAUUUCAUUACUGAUGGCUCCUGGUCCCUCCCUCAGGUUCGGUCCUCUUUUCUCUUAAAUGUGGUUAAAGUCAUCAAGGAUAUGGCGCUGUCCUGUAAAGGGAUUCCUCUAGUCUCACAUUAUGAGUUCUGUAAGGCCGAUGUUGAGUCAGAUGCCUACAUCUUCUUGGAGUGUCCGUUUGCUCUGGCAGAGGUUCUUGCUCCUGGUUAA